GUGCACUGUGGGACUGGCUGUGUGUGCCAGCCAGGAGAGGGACUACCUGGCACACUGAGGCCAGGCACCAGAACUCAUGGAGCUUGCUGGCUUCCACUGCUGCUCGUGGACAGUGAUCCUUCUCUCAGCCUUACUUCCGACCACAUGGAGACCCCCAGCUGCUGCCCACUUCAUCCACCGUGCCGACCUGCUUAGCAACACCCAGAUGGAGAGAGCUCCACUGGCCAAGCUCACCCUCACAGUCAAUCAGAGCACUGUCACAGAGCAGAGGGAAAUGGCAGUUUUCUACUGUAACACUAAUGCUGAUAACAUCACCAUCCACUGGGUCUCCAACAACUCUCUGCUUGUGUUGAAUGAGCGCAUGAAGCUGUCUGCAGAUAACAAGACCCUCACCAUCCUCAUUGUCCAGCGGGAGGACUCGGGGUCUUACCUGUGUGAAGUGCAGCAUGGCUUUGAGGUUCAGAGAAGUAACACUGCCUCGCUGACGGUGAACUAUGGUCCUGAUCCUGUAUCAAUCAAGCUGGACUCAGGAGUAGCUGCUGGGGAUGUGGUGGAGGUGAUGGAAGGCAACACCGUGAACUUCAGGGUGGAAGCACAGUCCUCCCCUGUCCCUGCCUAUGCCUGGUAUCUCCCCAGCGACUUCAUCCAGCCCCCUACCACAGGAACAUUCACAAUCGAUGCUGUGUCCAGGGAACAUGAGGGCAUGUACAGGUGCCUGGUGUCCAACCCUGUCACCAACUUGUCCCGCCUAGGUGUGGUCAAAGUCCAAGUGCUUGAAAAAGUGACUGCACCGAAUAUCGAGUUCCCAACCUUGGCCCUUGUGGAGAAUGCCACCUCUGUGACACUGACCUGCAAAACCAGCCACCAGAGGGUUGGUGUCCAUUGGUUUCUAAAGGGUCAGCCACUCAGGCCUAGUGACCGCCUGACACUGUCAUCCCAAAACAGAACCCUGACCAUCCAUGGCCUUCAGAGAGAUGAUAUUGGGCCCUAUGAGUGUGAGGUGUGGAACUGGGGUAGCCAGGCACGCAGCGUCCCCCUGAAGCUCACCAUCAACUAUGGCCCCGACCAAGUGGAAAUCACCCAGGGGCCAGCGUCUGGAGUGGUCAGCACUAUUGAGGCAAUGCUCAACUCCAGCUUGACCCUGUAUUGCCGGGCAGACUCCAUACCAGGUGCCAGGUAUCAGUGGACCCAUGAGCACUCCUCUAAGGUGCUUGAUGGGGAGCAGCUGAGCAUCGAAGCACUGAGGCAGGAGCAUCAGGGCAUUUACAGCUGUACAAGCUCCAAUGAUGUCACCGGCCUGGCCCGAUCUGCCUCUGUCCUGGUCAUGGUGGUAGGUCUCCAGUCAUCCUCUAUGUCUCCUGGAGCCAUCGCUGGCAUCGUUAUCGGGAUCCUGGUUGCCAUUGCUUUGGCGAUAGGUCUGGGCUACUUCCUCUACAGCACAAAGGACAGAUGGACUCGCAGGAGAUCAGCCAGUGAUACAACGAGCUCUAAUACCAUACCACCCACCUCUGUGAUGCAGAGCACCCCGGAGUCCAGGCACAACAAACCAAUGACUGUGUAUGACAAUACCCCAAAGCCCGAAGGAGAGGCCAGAGGCAAAAAGAUGUGGUCACUGCCACGUGACUCCCCAGAGCAGUUCUAUGAGAAGAAACCACCUUCUGCAGCUCCUGAGGGCCCCAGGAAGCCAUUGCCCCAAAUCCCAAAGCAGCCAUUGAUGCCCCCAGGACCAGGCAGAAAUGAAGAGUCAAAUUAUGAGAAACUGCUGAAUUCAAACCAUAGUCUUUACUGCAAGAUCACCCCAUCAGCCUGACGCAUGCCAAGCUUCUUUUCCCAGUUAGACAUGCCAUCCUGGGCCACAUACUCUGUGACCUUGAUACCUGCACUUUAGAAUCCAGCCAUUCCUUGCCACCACUGCGGACUUCAUGAUGACCUAGCUGGAUCAGACUCUGGACAAACAGGUUCCACCAAAUCUUAGCUUCUGGCUCACGCUUCAUUUAUAGCAACAGAGCUAUAAAUAGCUGGAUUUUGGGGAGAUGGCUCAGUCAUUAAGAUCACUUGCAGCUCUUCCAAAUACCACAGGUUCAGUUCCCAGAACCCUUGUAUGGAGACUUACCUAUUCUAACUCCAGCUUCUAGGGAUCCAAUACCCUCCUCUGGCCUCUGCAGAGACAUGAAGACAUACAGAUUAAAAAAAAAAAAAGCAAAUCUCACUCUCUUUUCUCUUCUCUUCUCUUCUCUUCUCUUCUCUUCUCUUCUCUUCUCUUCUCUUCUCUUCUCUUCUCUUCUUUUCUUUUCUUUCAGACAAUGUUUCACUAUGCAGCCCUAGCUGGCCUGGAACUUGCUAUGUACAUCAGGAUGGCCCUGAACUCAUAGAGAUCCCACUGCCUUUGCUGGGGUUAAAGGCAUAUGCCAUCAUACCCAGCUCAGUGUGAUGAGAAGCUCAGUGGUUAAGUGCUUUGCCUGACAGGCAUUGAAUCUGGGUCCAGUCCCUAGUAGCACACAUACAAAAUGCAACAAAGGGUCUGGAGAGGUUUCUAGUGCUUAAGAUGCACAUGUCUCUUCAAGAGGACCCAAGGUCAUCUCCCAGGGCUUAGGUCAGUGCCUCACAACUUCCUGUUAGCUCCAGCUCCUGAGCCUCAUGUGCUUAUGUGCACACACAUAAUAAAUAGUGCCUGGGUACACAUAAAAAAUCUUCCUUUUUUAAAAAAAGCAAUGGCAGGCUGCAUAGUGGAAAGAUGGCUCAGCAGUUAAGAGCUCUGGCUGUUCUUCCGGAGGACCUAAGUUCAAUUCCCAGCACCCACAUGGAAACUUACAACUAUCUGUAACUCCAGCUCCAGUGGCACCCCUCACACCAGCAUACAGGCAUAUAAAAAUAAAGAUAAACUAUUUAAAAGAAAA
Molecule: messenger RNA, 2897 nt
Organism: Mus musculus (house mouse)
Lineage: Eukaryota; Metazoa; Chordata; Mammalia; Rodentia; Muridae
Gene: Ceacam20
Product: CEA cell adhesion molecule 20
Exons: 12
Coding region: 77-1810 (577 amino acids)
Cellular component (GO): microvillus membrane; apical plasma membrane
Source: RefSeq, marked validated